Molecule: messenger RNA, 3080 nt
Organism: Peromyscus eremicus (cactus mouse)
Lineage: Eukaryota; Metazoa; Chordata; Mammalia; Rodentia; Cricetidae
Gene: Ppm1e
Product: protein phosphatase, Mg2+/Mn2+ dependent 1E
Exons: 6
Coding region: 248-1792 (514 amino acids)
Biological process (GO): negative regulation of protein kinase activity; protein dephosphorylation
Molecular function (GO): protein serine/threonine phosphatase activity; cation binding
Source: RefSeq, a predicted model, not a curated record
CCCUUCCUUUCUGGCUGCUGCCUUAGCCAGGGCCACCUCAGAUGAAGUCCUCCAGAGUGACCUUUCUGCUCACUAUAUCCCAAAGGAGACGGAUGGCACAGAAGGGACUGUGGAGAUCGAGACAGUGAAACUGGCCCGCUCUGUCUUCAGCAAACUACACGAGAUUUGCUGCAGCUGGGUGAAGGACUUCCCUCUGCGCAGGAGGCCUCAGAUUUAUUAUGAAACGUCAAUCCAUGCCAUCAAAAACAUGCGAAGGAAAAUGGAAGACAAACACGUCUGCAUCCCUGACUUUAAUAUGCUCUUCAACCUAGAGGACCAGGAGGAACAAGCUUACUUUGCAGUGUUUGAUGGCCACGGGGGAGUGGAUGCUGCCAUUUAUGCCUCCGUUCACCUACAUGUUAACUUAGUGCGCCAGGAGAUGUUCCCCCAUGAUCCUGCUGAGGCUCUGUGCCGGGCCUUCCGUGUCACCGAUGAGCGGUUUGUGCAGAAGGCAGCCAGGGAGAGCUUACGAUGUGGGACCACAGGAGUAGUGACUUUUAUCAGAGGCAACAUGCUCCACGUGGCAUGGGUGGGCGAUUCCCAGGUUAUGCUUGUAAGAAAGGGCCAAGCUGUUGAACUAAUGAAACCACACAAACCAGACAGAGAGGAUGAAAAGCAGCGAAUUGAGGCCCUUGGAGGUUGUGUAGUUUGGUUUGGUGCCUGGAGGGUGAAUGGAAGUCUAUCAGUCUCCAGAGCUAUAGGAGAUGCUGAACAUAAGCCAUAUAUCUGUGGAGAUGCAGACUCUGCCUCAACUGUUUUGGAUGGGACUGAAGACUACCUCAUUCUGGCCUGUGAUGGCUUCUAUGAUACAGUGAACCCUGAUGAGGCAGUGAAGGUUGUGUCUGACCACUUGAAAGAGAAUAAUGGAGACAGCAGCAUGGUUGCCCACAAAUUAGUAGCAUCAGCUCGUGAUGCAGGGUCAAGUGAUAACAUCACUGUUAUUGUGGUAUUCCUGAGGGACAUGAACAAAGCUGUAAAUGUUAGUGAGGAAUCAGAUUGGACAGACAACUCUUUUCAAGGAGGGCAAGAAGAUGGUGGGGAUGAUAAGGAGAAUCAUGGAGAGUGCAAACGCCCUUGGCCUCAGCACCAGUGCUCAGCACCAGCCGAUCUAGGCUAUGAGGGGCGUGUGGAUUCAUUCACUGAUAGAACUAGCCUGAGCCCAGGGCCCCAAAUCAACGUGCUGGAAGAUCCAGACUACCUAGAUCUCACACAAAUAGAAGCAAGCAAACCUCACAGUACCCAAUUUUUGCCACCAGUUGAGAUGAUUGGUCCUGGUGCACCAAAGAAAGCAGAUCUUAAUGAGCUAAUAAUGGAGGAAAAAUCAGUCAAGUCUUCAUUGCCUGAACGGAGUGGUGCUGGAGAGUUUCUGGCUUCUUUUAAUUUGGGUUCAACAGGGCAACAGAUACGCAGAAUGGAGAGCUUGUCUCCUGUCUGUUCUGGGUUGGAAAAUGAACAAUUCAAAUCCCUGGGGAAAACAGCGUCUAGAUUGUACCAUUUACGCCACCACUACUCCAAAAGGCAGCGUGCAUUCAGGUUUAAUCCAAAGUUUUAUUCAUUUCUUUCUGCUCAAGAGCCUUCUCACAAAAUAGGCAUUAGCCUCUCCUCACUUACUCGAAGUGGGAAGAGAAACAAGAUGUUAAGAAGUUCUUUGCCAUGGAGGGAAAAUAGCUGGGAAGGAUAUAGUGGAAACAUGAAGAUUAGAAAGUGUAACGAUAUUCCAUGCCCAGACCUUCCCUGGAGCUAUAAAAUAUAAGACUUUUCUUCAAUGUAGGCUAGCUAGCUCUCUCAAAAAAUACAACUAUCAGAGUAGAAACAAGGUAGACAUUUUUAACGUACAUGUGCUUCAUUAUGAAUCCAUUGAUGGCUCAAUCCUUAAAUGUACAUAGAUCUCUAGGAAAUUCAAAAUAGUGUUUUCAAUCUUAAAAAAAAGUAUUGGCGGUUUCACUAGCAAACUCAUACAACUGGUCCCUGUGAUGUGUCUCUACCUACAUACAGCCCCCCUCCACCAUCCCUUCACGUCACUAGUGGAAGCUUGGAAGUUAUUCCAGUCAGAAUAUAUGGUAUGAAAAUCGCAAGUAUCUGGUCUGAUGUGCCCAAUCCAAAGGAAACAGUACAGAAUUAAAUUCUGGGGAAAAUGCCCCUCAAGAUCCCGGGGACCAUGAGGCAUCCCUCCCCAGUUGUUUGGGUGAAUGAAAGAUUAAAGCCACACAGGUCUUAAACUGCUGAUCAAGGACUCAGUGAACCAGUACCAAAGUGUCAUAUUCUCAGACUUGGGAGGCAGUAUGCAGUAAGAUAACUUGUUUAUUUUUCAUAGAAAAUGAAAAGCAACUAUGAAUAUUUUUAAUGAAAAUAUUUCACAAGGUUUUAGUUAUCUGAGAGUCUCAUAAACUGUUAUGGUGCUUUUGGUGGAAUUUUGUUACUCAUUUUCGGAGACCUCUGUCAGCUGGCAGUAACUAGGAUGCUGUUCUUCAUAGUACCUUCAUCUCAGGAAUAAAAGUGGUUUAAGAGAUGAUGUCAGGUACAACAGAAGACUCAAAUGCCAUUUAAAAGGAGUUGUGAAAAUAGCACUUCUAUAUUUUCUGCUUUUUUUAAAAGUUUACAGACAGCAAAGGCAUAUAUAACUAUAAUAUAAAAUGUAGUCUGAAUAAUGAAAACGAUAGUUUUAACUUCUCUAAAAUUGUUUUCCCCAAGGAAAUGAAGUAAUUGGUAUGAAGGAGGCUGAGUGUGAACCCAGAGGCCACGUGCACAGGAGAAUGCAGAUUACUGAGGGCCAGGGCUGUUUAGUUAUAAGUGGAAGACGAGCCAGAGUCCAGCUACCCGCUUCAGACUACAGUGACAGGUCAUGUGCUUCUCAUUUCAAUACUUAUAGUUUAUAGUUUUGAAUCAUCCACUUUUUGCCAUUUCUACAGUUUCAAACCAGAAACAUGUCUUCACCGAAAGAUAGCAAAAACGCUACAGAUUUGUCCAGUGAGGCAGCCUGGUUUAUCUCAGUCAUGAAUGUUUCCAUGUUCCCAUGUUCCCUACCCCAUCACCCAUGAGCU